Molecule: messenger RNA, 2764 nt
Organism: Drosophila gunungcola (fruit fly)
Lineage: Eukaryota; Metazoa; Arthropoda; Insecta; Diptera; Drosophilidae
Product: sphingomyelin phosphodiesterase
Biological process (GO): sphingomyelin catabolic process; ceramide biosynthetic process
Cellular component (GO): lysosome
Molecular function (GO): acid sphingomyelin phosphodiesterase activity
Source: RefSeq, a predicted model, not a curated record
UUUUCAGUCAUUCAUUGUCGGCGGUUCGCGGCGAGCGGUUGGAUUUUCUCAGCGGGGAAAACGCGAAAAAGCGCUGUGCGGCGGGUGAAAUCUUCGGCUGGAGAAGAAACGACAAGUGUGGAGUGCAUGCCAAAAAAGAAAUAAGUUCGGAUCGCAUUGAGCGAUUGUAGAAAAUCGUGAGCCAAAUAAAUGAAUCGCAAAUAAUUGAGGCCAAUCGGCGAGGCAGAGCUGCGAAUUAUGGCACUUUAUUGCCUAUAAAUAGUGUUUAACUAUAAGAAAGAAAAAGUGGCAAACAACAGAGAAAAAGCAUAAAAAAGGAAAGGAAGAAAGGAAGCAAGAAAGAAAACGGAAAACAGAAAACAUAAACCGAAAGAACAAAGGCGGGUCAAGAACGAAAGUUCGUUGAUUGUGCAGUUUUCGGGACAGGUCAAGCCGCCUGCUACCUGUGGAGCUCCGGAGGCAAGUUAACCUGGCGUAGCGAAGUCCAAAAGUCCGAAUUAUGACACAGCAACAGCCGCCGUGGCCGAGUCCCAGGGGAAACCGCUGGCUCAUCCUGGCCCUACUCGCAGUUCUCUCUUUGGCAGAUGUUGCAGCUCUGCCCUUUCUGUUCACACAUCUCAAGCCGCGGAUCAACUGGACGCAGCCGGAAAUGGAACGUUGGGUGAUUGAGGAGCAGCCGCGCAGCAUACAGCCCCAUCUGGAGCCCAUGCUGCACCCGAAUCGCACACAUCGCGCCUUGUCCAUGGACAGCGGUGACUCGGAGUUCCUGCAACGACUGGUGGACAUUCGUCAGAACCAAACGGCCAGCUCCAGAAUGCUCUGGUACGAUGUGGCCGGCGGAGAUGGCCUGGUCUAUCCGCCCUUCGUGGACAAGGCCCUGAAGCUGCUGAACCUCAAGCAGGUGGCCUUCGAGAUCGAGAACAGCGUGAUGUCCAAGGUGACCUGCACGGCCUGCAGAGCUGGUGCCGGCAUGCUGCAGCACCAGAUUCAGUCGGGCAAGACGGACGCGGAGCUUAUCCGCAUGAUCACGGACUACUGCACCAAUCUGAACAUCCAGAGUGCCCGCGUCUGCCAGGGCGUGGCCCAGCUCUUUGGCAGCGAGCUGAUAUACGUGCUGAAGAGGGUCAACCUCAGUCCCGAUGAACUGUGUAGCUUUGUGAUUGGCGAUGGCUGUGCCGAUGUCUACAAUCCGUACCACGAGUGGGAGGUGAUUUUCCCGCCGGUGCCGAAGCCACCACGUCUGGCUGAUCUGCCCAUUCCCCUGGAGGCGGCGCCCUUCUUCAAGGUCCUGCACAUCUCGGACACCCACUAUGAUCCCCACUAUGCGGAGGGCUCCAAUGCGGAUUGCAAUGAGCCACUUUGCUGCCGCUUGAGCAGCGGUCGUCCUGCCACGCCGAAUGCAGCUGCCGGAAAGUGGGGCGACUAUCGGAAAUGCGAUACCCCAAAGAGGACUGUGGAUCACAUGUUGUCUCAUAUAGCAGAGACCCAUAAGGACAUUGACUACAUCCUCUGGACGGGCGAUCUGCCGCCGCACGAUGUGUGGAAUCAAACGAAGGAGGAGAACUUGGCCAUCAUCAAGGAGACCGUCAAGCAGAUGGUGGAAAUGUUCCCCGGAGUGCCCAUCUUCCCGGCCCUGGGCAACCACGAAAGUGCUCCGGUCAAUAGCUUUCCCCCGCCAUAUGUCAACCAGGUGGACAUCUCCAUUAGCUGGCUCUACGACGAACUGGAUGUCCAGUGGCGAAGGUGGCUGCCCCAGAGUGUGACCCACACGGUGCGGCGUGGUGCCUUCUACUCCGUGCUGGUGCGUCCCGGUUUCCGGAUCAUCUCGCUGAACAUGAACUACUGCAACAACAAGAACUGGUGGCUACUGCUCAACUCCACGGAUCCCGCCACCGAACUGCAAUGGUUUAUUUACGAGCUUCAAAGUGCCGAGUUCUCCAAUGAGAAGGUGCACGUCAUAGGCCAUAUUCCGCCAGGACAUUCGGACUGUUUGAAGGUGUGGUCUCGCAACUUCUACAAAAUCAUUUCGCGUUAUGAAAGCACUGUGACAGCUCAGUUCUAUGGCCACACGCACUAUGAUGAGUUUGAGAUGUUCUACGACCCUCAUGAUUUGAAUCAUCCCAAUGGCAUUGCUUACAUUGGACCCUCUGUUUCGCCAUAUUACGAUCUGAAUCCUGGCUAUCGGAUCUAUUACGUGGAUGGUGAUCAUGACUCCACCACGCGACUGGUCAUUGAUCACGAGUCCUGGAUAAUGAACCUCAAGGAGGCCAAUCUUUACGGCUAUCCCAUUUGGUACAAACUGUAUACAGCCAGAGCUGCGUACAAUAUGAAGGCUCUGCGUCCCAGCGAUUGGAACAAUCUGCUUAACGAGCUGACCAACAAUCAGGAGCUAUUCGAGCUGUACUACAAAUACUACUGGAAAAACUCACCGGCGCGACCCACCUGCGAUGCCGAGUGCAAAAAGCGACUGAUCUGCGACUGCCGAAGUGGACGCUCCCACGAUCGGAAACACUUGGCCGAGGUCGAGUCCAAGAUCGAUGAGGAGUCCUCCAAGUCCUGGAAGUCGUGGUUCUACAAGGGACUGACCAACUCCGAUGAAGAUCGGACGGAAGUGCCGAUGACAAGCAACGUUACAGAUUCAGAUGGUUAUGGCCCGCUCGAUGUGGUGAUUGUUAACGUUGGUGGUUGAUCGAUUAAGGCCUGUACAUAUAACGAUUUUAUAAAGCUUCCAUGACAAUAAAUUACCCAGAUAUUCACCCCAGAA